UAAAUAACAGAAGAAGACCAGGAUCACGGUUAUGUUGUAUACACAAUAGAUCUAUUUAUUUAUUAAACAGCUUGUGGAUUUACACACGGAUUUUGUGCACUGUAGGAGCCAAACAUAAGUUCACAAAAAUGUCUAAAAUCGAGCGUCUGAGUGCCAGAGUGGAGAAGCUUCUGUCUAAAGCAGUCCUGGAGGUUUUGGAGGUCGUGAAAGAGACGGUGUUUGAGUAUCAGGAAAAAACUGCCAGAACUCAAAGAGAAAACCAGAGUCUGAAGAGGAGACUGCAUGAGCUCCAGGACAAGUUAAAACUGUGCAAUGACGAAAUUGUGCCACACAUGUCCCCCACAUCCCUGCAAGCCGAGCCAGAGCUGCAGCAGAAGCAGGACGAGCUAGAAGAGGACAUUGAACUCAUCUCUUCUAAUGAGGAUGUAGAUGUAAUCUGUGCUUCAGAUCCUUAUGAAGACCUCGAAUGUGAAGAAACCUUCACCUCACUGGCUGCAUCCUGUCUCACCCCUAAAGCUGCAACAGGAGUACAUGACGGAAACAUCAUAGGCAACUUCAAAUCUCACAAAGCAGACAUGAAUAAAGCACUAGUUUCAAAUUAUGCAGACUCUAUCGCAGUAAAAAUCUCCAAAAGUGAUUCUGAUUUGCUCUUUACGUCAAAUAAAAUGAAAGUAGAACCUACAUCGGAUGAAGAUGCCAUGAACACAACUACCUAUUUUUACGAUGAUGCUACGACAAGCACUACAUCUAUGAGCAGACUGAACCCAGACUCUCCUCAGGCCAGUGAAGGACUCUACAGCGAACCAGGAGCUAUGUUCAGUCCAGACCACAAUGGCAUGGAGGAACCACCGGUGGAUGUGAUGGAUCCUGUGGCAAUGUCUCAUAGAUUCAAUAACAACAACAGCAGUUACGGAGAGUCAGGAAAUCGACACAUGCCUCAAACAAAUACUAAAACCAGUAGUUUAGGUUCACGGGCGAUGGAGAGGAAAGUCAGAAAGCACUACUGCUGUUCGCUCUGUGGUCGCACCUUCAGACACGCAGGCGACUACAAGAAACACAACAGGGUUCACACGGGGGAGAAGCCGUACUGCUGCUCAGUGUGUGGGAAGCGCUUCAGUCAGUCGGGAUACCUGACGGUGCAUCUGCGUUACCACACCGGAGAGAAGCCGUUUGGAUGCAGCCACUGUGGCAAAAGUUUCAGUCACUCAAGUAACAUGAAGAAACACGAGCAAACCCACCAGUGAGUCUUUCUAUUCUUGCUGUCUCAUUAAUAUUACGAGAAGGACACUGUAAGGACCUGCAUUUUUGUGGACUUCACAUGAGCAAAUUAAAGUAAAUGUGCCUUCUCUAAUCGGACUCAACUGAGGACAACCUGGCGACUGAAAUCUCAAAGGAAGCACAAUCUGAGAAUUACUACUCAUCCUGCCUUACUGUUCUUUGUCAGAUGUUGAUAUCUGUGUGUUACUCACCCUGGGCUUGAUGUGAAUCUGCACAUAUUUCCAACUGAAAAUAAAUGUGUUUGGUACUUAUACACA
Molecule: messenger RNA, 1535 nt
Organism: Sphaeramia orbicularis (orbiculate cardinalfish)
Lineage: Eukaryota; Metazoa; Chordata; Actinopteri; Kurtiformes; Apogonidae
Product: zinc finger protein 717-like
Exons: 3
Coding region: 129-1244 (371 amino acids)
Biological process (GO): regulation of transcription by RNA polymerase II
Molecular function (GO): DNA-binding transcription factor activity, RNA polymerase II-specific; RNA polymerase II cis-regulatory region sequence-specific DNA binding
Source: RefSeq, a predicted model, not a curated record